This is a messenger RNA of Linum tenue, 3301 nucleotides long. The record is from the annotation of a GenBank genome assembly. Lineage: Eukaryota; Viridiplantae; Streptophyta; Magnoliopsida; Malpighiales; Linaceae.
GCCUAUUUUAUUUUUCUUGUAUUUGGCGUGCGCUCCAUUUAGUAUUGCGAGAACUUUCAUCGUUACGAUCAAGAAAGCCGUUGAAAAGGGCUCUGUCUGCUGCCCAGCAAAAAAGUUCCCCAAGAGAGUAUUGAGAAACAGCAGCAGCAGCAGCAAUCAGAGAGUGGGAAGAAGUGCGACUCUUGAUUAUGGAUUGGUAAGUCGGAAGAACUUAUCAGAAGGCGGCAAUGGAGGAUUUGACGGCAUAGUAAAAGAUUAGCUUCAAACCAGGGCUCCUCCUCCCCACUUUGUCUUUGACAAUGGUCCAAUCAGUAUCGGCAUCGAUUCACAGACCCAGCUUCACUCUGAUCCUUCUCUGCCUGCCUGUAUGAGAAAUACCCGCCUUUUCCUUCUGAAAACGUACUGGAGUUAUACUGCAGAUGUUGGUGAGGGGACUUGUAUGAUUCAAGCAUCAAGGGGAAGGUAGUAGAUACACUAAUUAUGGGGAAGAGCACGCAGAGACUUUCACAUGCUCGAUGCGAGAAAUCAGGCUGUAUGUGGAGCUUGAUUAGCAUGUUGGACUUCAGAUAUGGUCGCUUCAGUCAGAAGAUGCUUUUAGAUAGGAGAUACACAAGCCGGCCUCGUGCUGCUGGUGCUGAAAAGCAAAAGUUUAUGCAUGACACAGAUAUUGAUGAACAUGAUCAGGAUGGUGAAGAAAAUGUGGUGGUAACACGUAGGCCAAGUGUGAAGGAACUCAUAGAGGAAGAUUUGUUAGACGAGCAAUUGUCUGUGAGCGAGACAAUCGGUGGUGAAAUGGAAUUGAUCUUAAAGGGGAAACGAAGAAGCGACACCAAGAGAACUAGUCGCAGAAAAGGUUGCGAAGUGCAUGGAGAAGCCCAUGUUGCUUGUACUGCUGCUGAACUAACUUGCCCCCACAAUUCAGAGGCGUUCAUGUAUGAUGGUGAGAUAGGUAAGAAAAGAAUAGAGGAAUUCAACCAUCGAAAAAGCAGUAGUCGUCGUUUGAGAAAGGACCAAGGCAGUGAGCUCCAUCAUCAGCUUAGCCAGAGGAUUAAUGAUGACUUUGAAGGGAAACUCAAAGAGAUCAAACAGCUUCUUGUUAGUCAAAAGGUCAAACACAGAAAGCAUCAAGAAGAAGAUGACAGCAUUGAUCAGUCUCAGGCACUUAAGGAUGCUCUGCAGAUUAUAUGUUCCGAUGAGGAAUUGCUUCUUAAAGUCUUGCAAGGGCAAGGGAAUCUUCAGGUAGCUAAUGGGGAAGAGUCAAAGUCACCUGUUGGAACUAGUGUAGCAGAACAAAGGCAAUGUGUCUCAAAGCAAGCCAACGAAGUUUCAGCAACCAAACAUGGCAAACAUUUUAGAAGGAAGUCCAAGUAUCUUGAAAGGACCAUUUCAAAAGGAAACGUCUCCCCUCAGGAUACAAACAGGAUUGUCAUUUUGAAGCCAGGGCAAAAAGGUUUGCAAGAUUCUGAAACCAAAAAAGGUCUCGGCUCAUCGCCUCAACUUGAAAUGAGCUUCAGAAAUAAAGAAGGAAAUGGAAAAAACAGGUCCCAUUUUUCCCUGACUGAAAUAAAAAGAAGGUUGAGAACUGCCAUGGGUAGAGAGCGGCAAGAGGGCUCCACCAUAUCAAAUAGACAUCCCAAUGAGCCUACUUGGGCUGGUAAAGAAGGUGACCGAAGAAGAUUGAAUGAAAGCAGUUCUGGUAGAAGAGGUCCCAGUAAAGAACACUUCUUCAUGGAAAGAAUUGCCAGAUACCCAACGAGUUCCAGGAAAGGUGAGAAUGGUGCCAAUUCCAUUGAAUUUGACAAAGGGAAGGAGCAAGAAGUUAAUAAUAUUCUUCCCAAAUCAAGGACAUCGAACAUCUACGUUGAAGCUAAGAAGAAGCACCUCUCAGAGAUACUGACAGAUGGUCCUACAGGCGAAGCUUUUCUGAGCGAACCAAAUCCAAAACCACUUGGGAGGAUUCUCUCUUCCCCAGAGUACAAUUCUUCUUCCUGUGGCAGUUCUGGGGGCGAUUUGUGGUAUGGUUUCAUACCAGCACGGAUGAGCUUACCAAACAUCGAAAAAUUUCAGAGACUGGAAAGUCAGAUAGGUCGAAUAUCACUGAGCUCAGAGCUAUCUGAUGACAUCAUCUCUGAUAAUAAAGGACAGAUUCCUUGUGAUCCAAGUUCAAGUUUUCCUAAGGAACAUGUUCGUGAUGGUAAAGAAAAGAAUGCGAAUGAAGUGACUGCUCAAGGUGGUUUGGAGAUUGAAAAGGUCACUGAGAUUAUUAUGUCCUCAGAAGAUAUCAACUUCAUUGGUUAUCUUUCCGAAACUAGCAGCUGUUAUGAUGCUAUUAAUAACCAGAAUGUUGGUACUUGCAAUGCUCGUGAGGAGAGAGGAGACACUGAUAUCUUUGAGCAUGAUUGUUCUCCACCCACAUCAAUCGGCAAAAUCUGCCAGGCUCUCGAGCCUAAGGAGAUACAAGGUCGGCCGAGUCCUGUAUCUGUCCUUGAUCCACUUUACACAGAUGAUGAAGUCAGUCCAGCAGCGACUAGAUCCCAAUCUGUGCUGCAACCCCUGAGGAUUCAGUUUGAAGAGGUCGACAGUCUACAUGGUGAUGAUGAAGAAAUCCAUCUGAAAAAUGGUACAGAGGAAACAGAUUGUAUAUUUGAGUUCAUAAGGAGUGUACUCCUAGCAUCUGGUAUAAACUGGGAGGAGCUGUAUCUAAUGUCAGAUUCCUUAGACCAGAUCCUUGAUCCGUCAAGCUGUGAAGAGUUCCAGUUCUUCCCUAACCAGCUUUGCUCUGAUAAGCAACUCCUUUUCGAUUGUACCGAUGAAGCUCUUGUGCAGGUUUAUGAGCGCUACUUCAGUUGCUCCCCUGGGUUCUCCUUGGCAAUGCCUUCCAUUCGACCAGUACCCGACAUGGAGAAUACUAUUCAUGAGGUAUGGGAAAUAGUUCAUUGCCACCUCAUGCCCCUGCCAUUGCCUCAUAUCUUGGAAACGUUGGUCGAGAAAGGCAUGGAUACAGACAGCUCGUGGAUGGAACUUCGACGAGAUACUCAAACCGUGAUAGACGAAAUUGGUGAAGCCAUUUUUGAGGAUCUUAUAGACGGAACCAUCCUUAGCUGUGUAAAUAAAGUUGGACGAGAAGAACAGUGAGGACAGCAUCAUCAACUUUUAAAAGGACUUUCUGCUGGUGUUUUAUGUACAUAUAUGUGGAGUUUAUGUAAGAAAAGGCAGCUCAUUUUUGGCAAGAUGUAACAAAAAAUUAUACGUACAUAUGACAUGAUUUAACGCAAUUAAACGUACAUAUUGUUGAUCUUCC